GGCAUUCGUUCAGUGUUAGCCGCUCUGCCUAAUAAAAGAGACGGGUAGCACAGGGUACAAACAACGUCAUCGCUGCAAGCAUGGAGCUCGGCAGCAUGCGGCUUCGCUGUUGCCCCCAGGCGCCUCCAAACAAGAUUAAACCACUACCUAGAACGAUCAGUGCUGGAGCUCGGCGUCUCUGCAGCCGCCGCCGCCGCGCAGGAGCUCUGCUGCAUGUCGCUGCCCCAGACUCGCGUCCCCUUGAGACCGUCUGCGCAGACAGCACCGGCCAAGGCACAAAACCGAGGUUCUCCCGCCCCCCUGGUUCUUCGAUCUGUGUGUUGCUUUCUCUAUUUAGUAUAGUGGAUGACGCGAUGUACAGGGACGACGACAAGUUUUGCCUGGUGGAGAUGGAGGUCCGUGACUGCGAGCUUGACCAGUACGGGCUUGUCAGCAGUGAUGUAUACGUGGAUUACCUCGAAAAUGGUCGGCAGCACUGUAAUAUGGGUUGUGCUUCGGCUUCUCGAUCAAUUAUUACUUCACCUAUUUCUUUUUUGUUUUUACUUGGAUCCUAUCUAGCUCGGGAAGUGUUUGCUUCGAGGCUCGGCAUCGGCAGAGAUUCGAUCGCACGAACAGGCAACGCUCUGGCACUCUCCGAGCAGAAACUCAACUACUACACGCCUCUCAAGCGUGGCGCUAGGUUCGUUGUCAUGGUGAGGGUCGUCCAGAUCAAGGGCGCGCGGAUGGUCCUCGAGCACUUCGUCGAGACGCUGCCGCCGGAGCGCAAGCUCGUCCUGGAAGCGACGGCCACCGUGGUCUUCCUCGACAAAGACUACCGUCCGACGCGCGUGUUCCCGGAGGUGGCGUCCAAGAUGCGGCUGCACUUCUUCUGAUCCUAGCUACGACCAUGCAAGCAUGCAUGUUGGAUCUUCGUGCCUACUGUUGCCAUGCUCAAUGGGUAGUGGUAUUAAUUAGAGCAUAUUCGUUGAUCCAAAGGGGUAACUACAUGGAGGGGGAUGAAAACCGUUUCCGAAAACCCCGUAUAUCGUUCCCGUAAAGAUAAUAUCGUUUUAAAAAAUAUUACCAUAUUUAAAACAUGAAUUUCAAAUAUCCAGCAAGACCAGGUAAAGAGACUGAUUUAAAUCUAUCGUUUUUUGGGCUCCACUUUCCGUCUAGCAGGGAUUGGUAAAGGGUCCGCUAUAAUACCUAACGAACACGGCUGUCACCCUGCAAAUGUGGAGGAUCUCAUCGCGUUCGCUAUCUGAUAGCUCUGUUCGCUCCCGCUUGUCAUUUUUUACAGCAAACCCACGUGGGCGCUCGCUUGUCAUGUACUCCAUCCGUCCCAAUUUAGUAGCCGUUUUAGCACUUGUUUUUAUGUCUAUAUUUAAAUUGGUGAUAAUGAAACUAAAGACACAUAUACAAAGUACAUACGUUAAUUAUUGUACGAAUCUAUUAAAAAGCUAAAACGAAUUUUAAUUUAGGACAUAUGGAGUUUUGGUCUUUUUCUACUUCUCUUGCGGGUUUGAAAAAAAAACAAUAUUUUCGAGCUGCAGCGAGUCUCUUUAGCUCAGCAGCUAUCUUUUUUCUUUGUCCAAUACCGAAUAAAAUGUACAAAACAAAGUCUGGUAGCACAUUUUGGUCGAAAAAAUAUUAGUAAUGUAGGUUACAUAAUGUAUUUAACUUAAUUAGUCUGUAAUUCAAUUUUGGCACACACGAACGAUUGUUGUAUGCAUGUACCACACGGAAAAAUAAUUAAUACAAAUGUCCGGUAAAUUGUUUGACUAAAUAUGAAGGAUACACGAUUUCCCUAAAAAUGGAUAAUGUAUUAUAUUUUAAUUUUGCAAGACAUGAAAUCCCGUUAGAGGAUGAAAUUUAGCUGAUGUUGCUGAAGAUAAAGAAGAUGUAGAGGACAAAAAUUUUAGAGAGUGUUGUAAAGGAUAGAGGAUAUUGGUUUAGAAGAUGGAAUUUA
Zea mays is the source of this 1948-nucleotide messenger RNA. RefSeq names its product acyl-acyl carrier protein thioesterase ATL4, chloroplastic. The record is from RefSeq and is a predicted model, not a curated record. NCBI's taxonomy places the organism in Eukaryota, Viridiplantae, Streptophyta, Magnoliopsida, Poales, Poaceae. The transcript is spliced from 3 exons. Gene Ontology annotation, molecular function: fatty acyl-[ACP] hydrolase activity. The coding region runs from base 81 to 872 and encodes 263 amino acids. Gene Ontology annotation, cellular component: chloroplast.